AUGCUGUUCUAUUUCCUCGCAGUGCAUGCACUACUGAACGCAGGGCUCACGAUGGCCAGGGCCGCGGCAUCAGCAAACGAGACUUCCUCCGUAUCUUCGUCGCCGGCAAGAACUACUCAGCCUUCCGCUACAUCCCUAGUCAUCUCGUCGAUCCUGGUCACCGCUACAAACGCGUCUGAUUCGAUAACUACGCCGACAUCGGCGACGUCAUUCUCUUCAUUACCUUCCUUCACACCACCUCCGCUCAAGCCUGGUCAGCUUCCCAACAGUUACCCUUCAAAUCCGAAUAUCACACUUCCUGGAAGCUUCGACGAGACAUGGCAAGAUGUCUUCCUUGUCACUCAAGGCUUGCCGAACAUCACGUUUGCGUUGCCGCGGAACUUUGCGGGAAACCUUCCUACAAAUACCCCAGGCCAUGCAAACAAUACCUUAUUCUUCUGGGCAAUGGAAAAUAAUAUUGGGUCCCUGACGGCGACUGCCGCGCAGCUGACCACCGUACCCUGGAUGAUCUGGUUGGGAGGAGGUGGCGGACCCGCAUCGCCCGCUUUGCUCACGUCGAUGAUUUCAAAUGGACCCAUGCUCCUUGAUAGGGAAGACUUCACCAUCUCGCAGAACGCGCAGAGCCUAGCGAAUCUUUUGGAUGUGGUCUGGGUUGAUCAACCCGUCGGAGUGGGGUACUCAACCGUCGACACUGAUGGCUACGCAAAAGAUGAGAACAAUGUCUUGAGUGACUUUAUCGGGUUCUUGACAAACCUGGCGGAAAUAUUUCCAAGUUUGGCCAAACGUCCCCUCAUUCUUGCCGGCGAGGAUUACGCGAGUACUUACAUUGCAUACAUCGCACAAGUCCUUGCAACCAUACAAUCGCCACCGGUACAACUCGCGACAGUGGCGAUGGGCAACCCCCUACUUGGAGACAUCUCCCUGUACGCAGACUUAUCAACGGUUAGUAUACUACAGUCCAUGCCUCAGCUCAUCAACUAUAAUGAGGGAGUGUACUCCGCCUUUGCAGCCAAAAGCCAUGCGUGCGGAUUCGACUUCAACUUGACAUAUCCUCAAGCGGAUGCGAUCCCAAACCUUGUCCCUGCACCGCGUCGCUCAUCCUUCUGGGCCACUUUCCGCAAUGAAUCCCAGGAGCCGAACGUAGUGCUUCGUAGGUCUGAGUCGCCGAAGAAGCGUCAGAGUCCGUCUCUCGGGAACGAACUCGACCCCUUCUACGGAUGCGCUCUCUUCGACGAGAUGAUCGACUAUGCUACCAACUUCUCUUCAUCUUGGGCUGCCACCGAUUCGUUUGACAUCUUUGACAUAUCCAACGCGCUCAGCCCCAAGCGGACCUUCGAUGGAGGUGUAUACUUCAACUCUCUUCAAGUGCGCGAAGCUCUACACGCCCCUUUCGUCAAGAACUGGACCUCUGUGGGCCUAUACCCCUUCGGUUCCACGCUUAAUACCUCGUCGACGGCGAACAUAUUCGGUGACCCAACUCCCAUGCCGUCAUCGCUUCUCGAUCCUCUACGCGAGAGCCUGUCCACCAAGAACAUCUCUCUGAUCCUCUACUCGGGAACGCUCAAUGCUAUCGCUUCACACCAUGCCCUCAGCGUGCUUAUCCAGAACACAACAUUUGGCUCCACGCGUGGCUUCACCCGUCAACCUUCUACUCCGCUGGUAGCGGACUCGGGUGCGACGGUGGGCAUAGUGCACACCGAAGGCGGCAUCACCUUCGCCAUGUUCGACGGCAUCGCUUCGCUAUGGCGCGACGAUCCCGGCUCUGCGUACGGGUUCUAUAGGGACUUCGUACUCGCACGCGGUACUCAAGGAUCACUCAGUGUAGAUGGAAGUGGACAGGAAACGGUGCUUGGUGGCGAGGAUGAGGGCGCGCGGGAAGACGUGCCUCGCGUCGCGAGCGAUAUAUUCGUGGGAGCGGGCGCAACGCAGGGCACGGUGGCUGCACCCAGCGCCACAGUGGCGGCAUGGGCAAGCUUUGUCGACGCGCAGCUUCCUCAGGCUACGACCUCUGCGGCUGGAAGGUCCAUGAUACAAAGAUGGGCGCCUGCACUCGCUCUUCUGGGGGCGAUUGUGCUCGCGUUCUAG
Messenger RNA from Peniophora sp. CBMAI 1063, 2085 nucleotides. The record is from the annotation of a GenBank genome assembly. NCBI's taxonomy places the organism in Eukaryota, Fungi, Basidiomycota, Agaricomycetes, Russulales, Peniophoraceae.